This is a messenger RNA of Bactrocera oleae (olive fruit fly), 2858 nucleotides long. Its product is annotated as zinc finger protein ZFP2. Gene Ontology annotation, biological process: regulation of DNA-templated transcription. Lineage: Eukaryota; Metazoa; Arthropoda; Insecta; Diptera; Tephritidae. Gene Ontology annotation, molecular function: DNA-binding transcription factor activity, RNA polymerase II-specific; RNA polymerase II cis-regulatory region sequence-specific DNA binding. The record is from RefSeq and is a predicted model, not a curated record.
AUAUUUGUAGGCCGAAAGAGCGAAAUACAUAUUUCGUUUUUCAUUUUUAAUACAGAAUUUUAAUUUAUUUUUAGAAAAAAUCAAAUAUGCGUCUAUUUCGUUGGAUCGCAUACUCAAAAAGAAACUCAUACGUGUACGAGAUAGUCGCACGCUGCGGUUGUGUUAAAUUUGUAACGACAAAAUUUACAGAAUAUUGUUGUGGAUGAAAAAAGUUCGAUAGGAAAUAACAAUAAUUCAAUUAUAUAUUGAACGAGUUCAUAGGCGAAUUGUAGUAUGUUUUGGAAACCACUUUAAAGGUGUUAGUCCUCCAUGAACUGUGUCUUAUCGUGUGUGGAAAAGUGAGGACAUUCUAUACGCUGGUGACACUGUUGAAAAUGUGUUCAUUGUCUGCGUUGAAGUGUCCGCUUUGUGCGCAGACAAAUUUUCCCAAUAUCGACGCCUUACGUGUCAGUUUAAUUAAGGCCGCAAAUGGACCAUUGGCCUGUCCCAUAUGUCAUGAGCUGUUUUUAGGUUUGGACAAGUUGACCAUACAUCUAUUCAGUCAUACCACUGUCAUAAUGACCGAAACGUCAAAAGAGACCGUCGCCAUAGCAGACACCAAACGAACAGAACAAUCAGUGAAAAAGAUCGAGAAUAAAUUAGAAGCAGAAGAGACAAGAAUUUCCACUGUAGCGGCAAUGAAAUGUGCUAGUAAGGAAAAGAAAACAAAGAAGGCACGACAGCUAGUCGAGGAUACAACGAAGACGGCGCAAAGCGAUAACGGAAAUACUUCAUUUAGUACGCAAGUCGUUGAUAGUACGAGCAGCCUUAUUGCUAAUGCGCCGGCUGCUAAGCUUUCUACUUGUGAUAUUUGUGAGUUUACAUUUCGUGAUGAGGAAUUGCGUGAUAUGCAUUUUCGUCUAGUACAUCAGAAUGUCAAUAACAACAGCGGUGAACUUACAGCGAGCACCGCCUGCUCCACAGAGCCCGAUUUCAAAUGUCAUCUUUGUUCGAAGACCUUCAAAAUGAAAGGUUCGCUUCGCGUACAUCUGAAAGUAGUCCAUCUAAUGUGUCUACCAUAUACUGGCAAUAGCCCUAAAUUGAGCAUCUGCGAUCGUAUACGUUAUAAGGAAACGAAGUUGGGAACCACUGCCAACAAGAGUUCUACCAGCGUAGCGCAACCCACCCCGUUGAAAGUAGAAAAUAACGGCGCGCAAUUACUCCAUUCAACAGUAAAGCAGCCAUUAUCGCAGCACCAAUUAACGUUCACCGCGAAUGCGUCACAGUCGUCGGCGCAGGUGCCUAGCGGCUUCACAUUCGGUACAUUGACUUUAUUGCCGGCGCCAACGGUUGCGGCGAGUGCGUCAGGGAACUUAUUAAAUUUAAAUAAUAACGGUGAAUUACUACAUGCUGUGGACGGCGCGGCGUUGAAUUCAAAUGUACUCUUAGUAAUCAACACAAAUUCCACGACAGUGCCCGGUGGCGAGAAGUCGUCGGUUGUUGCCGGUGGCACCAGCAUAUCCAAUGUAUUGAUAAAUGGUGGCAAGGAGUUAAUGGAUCAGCAGAGUAAAAACACAGCAGAAAAUAAUAAAUUGUGGAAGUGUAAUGAGUGCGCAAAAACAUUUACCACAAAAUACUUUCUGAAAAAGCACAAACGCUUGCAUACGGGUGAGAUGCCGUAUACUUGUGAGAUUUGUGCGCGAACCUUUACUUUUCAACAGUCAUAUCACAAACAUCUACUCUAUCAUAGUAAUGAAAAGCCGCAUGUUUGCGCAACUUGUGGACGUGCUUUCAAGGAGCUGUCAACUCUACACAACCACGAACGAAUACACAGUGGUGAGAAACCCUUUAAGUGUGAAGUGUGCGGUAAAUGCUUCCGACAACGCGUUUCUUUUUUGGUGCAUACCCGCAUCCAUACAGGCAUUAUGCCCUACAAAUGUGAGGUGUGCCAGAAAAGCUUCCGCUAUAAGGUCUCACAACGAACACACAAAUGCCAACCAGCACAAUGCGCCGCAGAUGAUGCUGUGGAAGAUGCCACACUUGGCAAUAAAGAGGGCAAUAAUAUGGACAAGCAGGCGCUCGAACAAACUACCGAUGAUAUAUCGGAGAAUUUCAUUAAAGAAUUUUUGGAGAAUACUCGCGUGAACAUAAGCGAUACACAAAACUCCCCAGCCAGCGCGGAAAUUGCUGCGAUAAGCGCUGCUAACGAUUGUAACGGGAACGUCGAUGAGGCACUACUCACCAAAGCUAUCGAUGAUAUUAUCGUUGAAUCGUGCAAUAAAAUGGGUAUUGGUAAUCAGGGUGCCGGUAGUCAGCAUUUACCAUCCACACAUAUGCAUACUUCUAUGGGUCCGCCAGCGGCCUGUAGUAAUGAUUGCAACUCCCCAACUCAGAAAUUACAAAACAUGCGCCUUUAUUCACCACAGCUAAUGACAGACAUGGUCGAAGGUGUUAGUGAUAAUGUCGAUAAUAUAUUUCCACGAUUUCUACUAGACGAUGGCGGAAACAAUAUGCUUUGAAAACUCGAGCCGUGUUAGGCAGUACUUCAGUAUAUUUUUUUGAUACAAAAAUUAUUAGUCUUCGAUUAUACACUUCUUUGCUCGCUAAGAUCUCUUGACAAAAACUUUAUAUAUAAAAGCGGCGGCAAAGUUGUCUAUCAUUAAAGUUGAAUAGCUUCUUCAUAUUUUUACCGCAAUUUGAUUCUGCCAUUUAAUUUGUUUUAUACCAAUUGUUUAUUUGAUUCGCCACUCUGCAAGCUUUGCCGAGAGUCAAAGUCAGCUAUUUUUUAAUGAAAAACUAUGUUCGCAUUGUAAGAAGUGCAGUGAUAAUUGUUUAUAAAUAUAGUUAAUAAUCCUACAAUAAUAAAUUUGUUUUUAAAA